Molecule: messenger RNA, 1957 nt
Organism: Solea solea (common sole)
Lineage: Eukaryota; Metazoa; Chordata; Actinopteri; Pleuronectiformes; Soleidae
Gene: onecut2
Product: one cut homeobox 2
Exons: 2
Coding region: 411-1952 (513 amino acids)
Biological process (GO): regulation of transcription by RNA polymerase II
Cellular component (GO): nucleus
Molecular function (GO): RNA polymerase II cis-regulatory region sequence-specific DNA binding; DNA-binding transcription factor activity, RNA polymerase II-specific
Source: RefSeq, a predicted model, not a curated record
GCAGCAGCAGGAGCAGCAGGGUGGGUUGAGCGGUGAGUGUGGGGACCGUGGACAGCUCCACACUGAGGAGCAGAGCAGCGCAGGAGGAGGAGAGGGCUGGAUAUGGGGGAGCCACCGCACAGGCCCGCAACAUCCACAUAAAAACUGUUUUUUGUUUUGUUUUUUUUCUUUUUAUGUUUUUUCUUUCGUUUUCUUUUUUAAAAUUUUAAUGUGCGCGCACCGGUGGGAGAGACACAAAGACACGGAGCUGGAGAGACCGCGGGGGGGACGACGAGGAGGAGGAGGAGGACACAUCCGAGGGAGAGAAGGGGAAGAGCGGGGACGCGGACACUGACCCAUCCCGGAGCAUCGGCGAGAAGAAAGGAGACGGAGAGACGAUUCCUUACCUGAUGGACUGAGAGGACAGAUGAAUGAAGACUGCCUACACUAACGCCUAUCGAUGUCUGGCCAAGGACCUGGACGCUUACGCCAUGAACCCGGACAUGACAAUGGACGGCAUUGGCAGCCUGCAUGGCGGGGUGGCGGUCAGCUCCGUGGCCCCUGACGCGGAGCUGAUGAGCGGCCACAGCCCGCACCAUGUCCGAGGGAGCUCACUGGGGGGAGGUGGAGGGGGAGGAGGAGGAGGGGGACACGGGGCGGCGGCAGCGGCGGCGGCGGCAGCCACCCUGCGGAUACACCAGGACCUGGCGGCUGCCGCCGCCGCCUCCUCCCGCUCCGCCAUGGUGUCCGGUAUGGCCACGAUCCUGGAGGGCAGCGGGGAGUACCGGCCCGAGCUGUCGCUGCCGCUGCACCACGCCAUGAGUGUCCCGUGCGACACCUCCUCUCCCGGGAUGGGGAUGAGCGGCACCUACACCACCCUGACGCCGCUGCAGCCGCUGCCGCCCAUCUCCACCGUGUCCGACAAGUUCCACCACCACCAUCACCACCACCACCACCACCAGCGGCUCUCCGGGAACGUGAGCGGGAGCUUCACGCUGAUGCGGGACGAGCGGGUGCUGCCGGGCAUGAACAACCUCUACAGCCCCUACCACAAGGACCACAUGUCCGGGAUGGGUCAGAGUCUGUCCCCGGUGCUGGGCAACGGCCUGGGCUCCAUACACAACACCCAGCAGGGGCUCCACAACUACGGCACGGCGACGCACGGGGGCCACGACAAGAUGCUCAACUUCGACGCGCACCACACUGCCUCCAUGCUGGCCAGAGGAGACCACCACCAGCACCGGGGCCUCGGUGGCCCCGCGGCGGGCAUGAUGCCGCACCUGAACGGCAUGCACCACCCGGGACACCCGGGCGCCUCCACGGCGGGUCACCACCCGCACUCCCAUCUCCAGUCUCCAUCGCACGGGCCGGUGUUGACCUCCAACCGGGAAAGACCACCCUCCUCCUCGUCGGGGCCGCAGGGGGCCAACGGCGCGGGGCAGCUGGAGGAGAUCAACACCAAGGAGGUGGCGCAGCGGAUCACGGCGGAGCUGAAGAGGUACAGCAUCCCGCAGGCCAUCUUCGCCCAGCGGGUGCUGUGCCGCUCGCAGGGGACGCUGUCCGACCUGCUGAGGAACCCCAAACCGUGGAGUAAACUAAAGUCCGGCCGCGAGACCUUCAGGAGGAUGUGGAAGUGGCUGCAGGAGCCCGAGUUCCAGAGGAUGUCGGCACUCAGACUGGCAGCGUGCAAACGGAAGGAGCAAGACACGGCGAAGGAGCGCAACAGCACACCAAAGAAGUCGCGGCUGGUCUUCACCGACCUGCAGCGACGCACCCUGCUGGCCAUCUUCAAGGAGAACAAGCGGCCGUCCAAAGAGAUGCAGCUCACCAUCUCACAGCAGCUGGGCCUCGAACUCACCACCGUCAGCAACUUCUUCAUGAACGCCCGACGUCGGAGCCUGGACAAAUGGACAGACGACGGCGGGAGCCCCGGGGGCCAAUCUUCUGCGUCCAGCACUUGUACCAAAGCGUGAUAAAG